UGUGUGUGUGUGUGUGUGUGUGUGUGUGUGUGAGAGAGAGAGAGAGAGAGAGGGGAGCAAAACUCGAUGGAGGCGCGACGCUGUCACGUUUAACCGCUAGACGGCCUUCUUCAGAGUAUCCUCGAUUUUUCUAGGCUUCUCUGGUUUUCAGUGUAUUCUGCGCGCCAUGUGCCGCGUUGUUGCUGCUGUUUUGCGUGCAUCUUUAGCUUGCAGUUCAUCAUCAUACGUAUUGCCGCCGCGGUUCGAUAAGCGGUUCGUCGCAUAGUAGCUGUAGCGCAGUUGGCUCAGCCAGAGCAAGGACUGACCUCCGCCGCCCGCUCUGAGCUAUGUGCUGCGCUCGUCCGUGCCCCUCGACACUCCUCGUGCCCUCGUAGUGCUGGUGCAACGAGUAAAUCGUGAGAACCUGCAUCUUUGCUUUUUUCUUUCUCUGCCCUUGUAUUUUUGUUCGACUCGUGAACGGCGAGCGGUCGGAGAAGAUAGCGCGAGGGAGGAAGGAAAAAAGAGAAAAAGGAAAGAGAGAGAUUUAGCAUUAAAAAAAAAAGAGCAAGAGCAACGAAUUCUAGACGACAGAAUCACUCGAACGGUGUUCUCAAUAUAAUCUGUGAGCUUCAGCGAGCAAGAGAAAGAGAAAGAAAGGAAAAAAGAACAACGGGAGGGAGUGCAAGUGGCGUAUCAAGAUGGCGCAUAAUUUGGCACCGAGCGUCAAUUGCUCGCUCGACGACAUUGACCUGAACGCUUUGAAGGAGCCUGCUGGAAUCUUUGAGCUAAUCGAAGUGGUGGGCAAUGGAACUUAUGGCCAAGUUUAUAAAGGUCGACACACCAAGACCGGUCAGCUGGCGGCCAUCAAAGUCAUGGACGUCACGGAGGAUGAGGAGGAAGAAAUUAAAUUGGAAAUAAAUGUACUCAAGCGGUACUCAAAUCAUAGGAAUAUAGCUACGUAUUAUGGUGCCUUCGUAAAGAAGUCAUCACCCGGCAAGGACGAUCAAUUAUGGUUGGUUAUGGAAUAUUGCGGAGCUGGCUCCGUCACGGAUCUUGUCAAAUCGACUAAGGGCCAGAGCUUGAAGGAAGAGUGGAUAGCUUAUAUAUCACGAGAGAUACUGAGGGGACUUAGUUAUCUUCAUAGUAAUAAAGUUAUUCACAGAGAUAUUAAAGGACAAAAUGUUUUGUUAACUGAUAAUGCGGAAGUCAAACUUGUUGAUUUUGGCGUUAGCGCACAAUUGGACAGGACGAUAGGUAGAAGAAAUACAUUCAUUGGCACACCUUACUGGAUGGCACCAGAAGUUAUUGCAUGCGACGAGAAUCCAGAUGCUACUUACGACAAUAGAAGUGACCUUUGGUCACUUGGAAUUACCGCUCUAGAAAUGGCUGAAUCACAACCUCCGCUUUGCGAUCUACAUCCCAUGAGAGCUUUGUUUUUGAUUCCUCGUAAUCCACCGCCACGGCUCAAGUCUAAAAAAUGGGCCAAAAAGUUUCACGGAUUUAUUGAAACGGUGUUGGUGAAAGAUUAUCAUCAGAGACCUUAUACGGAACAGCUCCUUAAACAUCCAUUUAUACGGGAUCAACCUACGGAAAGACAAGUCAGAAUACAACUUAAGGAUCACAUCGAUCGUUGUAAAAAGCGCAAACAAGAAAAAGAAAGAGACGAUUAUCGAUACAGUGGUAGUGAAAACGAAGAGGAUGAACCGGCAUUAGCGGGCGAACCGUCAUCCAUAGUUCAAGCACCUGGAGGUGACACAUUGCGACGUAAUUUCCAACAGAUUCAGGAAGGCAGGACUUUGAUGCAAGACGUGCAAACACCUGCCGCUAAAGAAAAACCGGGAAGUAGAUCUCAGAGAGAGGUGCCGGAACCAGGACCACCCGCAAGACCAGCUAUACCACACAGACUCAUCGUGGUGCCCGAUCCACAACCACCAUCUCGUCCAUUACCUCCAACACCUAGAGAUGAUCUCCGACAACCGCAUAAAGUAUCUACACCGCCUUCUAAUCAUCAAACAGCUGCUGGAGGAGGAUCCAGCGGACAAUCCGCACCUCAAAGGAACAGUGUCUUUAAGCCUAUGCUGCCGCCGAAGAAGCCAGAGGACAUGGAGGUACUGGCCGCUCAACUCAUCGAGCUUGGUGUGUCGCAGGGCCCCGAGGCCCCGCCGAGGCCGAACAGGCAACAUAAAGGUCCCGCAGCUUCGUCUAUGUCGAAUUCGACGCAGCCCGCAAGUGGUAACGAUCACAACAACAAACAGAUGCCGCAAUCCUCCAGUAUUCUUGAUCAAGCGCUGUCGAUUGAGAGUGACAGCGAUGACGAUGAGGAUACUGGUGGGAAUAAUUUGAGAAAUGACGGCACUUUGCUAGCCAGCGACCCGCCCAAACCGCUUCCCGAAUUUUCUCCUUUCAGACCGUCAUCGGACUCGUCGUCAUCGUCCUCGCACAAUGCUCAAAAUUCUCAUCAUGAGGACAAGCCAAAAGGAGGAGCACCGAAUCGUCCGCUCCCACCAACUCCUGACGAGGAAGAAUCGGGAGAUCGUACACUAGUCAUGAAACGAAAACUUAGUCAGAUGUCUGAUGAUCGUGCAACGGCUAGCGACAACCGACGUUCAGAAAUAGACGAGCAGCUCCUCCUGAAGGAGUGGGACUUUACCCGCUUCUUUCAGGGUUUUAACGAAAAAUUGGAUAAAAUGAAACAGGAGCAUCGACAAGAGGCAGCCGGUCAAGGGAUGAGCAAAUCCGGAUCCAACGAGGAUCAUUCUUCAUCAUCUAGUGAGAGAACGCUGAAGAGACAGGAGCAAUUAGUUCGAAGAAAACAUGAGCAACAGCAUCAUCAAAAGCAACAGCAGCAAUUGAAAUCGAUUCAUAGGCGGCAGGAGAGUGAUUCGAAACUGGGCAACGCGUCGAAUGCUUUUACACGCGCCUUUCGCCGCGAAAACUCGGAUUUUUUCCCGUCCGCGAGGCAUUCGGCGUACUUACAAAAAUCAGACUCUUCGCGCUCUAGUAUAUUCGCCAGCGGCAAUCGACGCGGCAGCGAGAUAAGCGUUGCCGGUAUCAUUGGUAAAAAAGGCAGUGUUCUUAGCACCGGGGAGCCAGUUUUGACAGACUUCUCGCUAUGUCGCGAGGGGCCCCAGAGGCCUAGAAGAGAAAAAACCGAGAGCGAGAUCGUCUUCGGUAGACACGAAGCGAGGCGGUACGAUUUUGGACGUAAUAAAGACGAGAAUGCAAGAAGACGCAGUUGUAGACCCUCGGACGGAUCUAUGGCGUUUGCCGUGGUCGACGAUGCGGGAACGAUUAAGUCUACGGUCAGUACGACAGCCAGCGAGUACAGCCCCAUUGUCAUCCAGAAUCGCGAAGGUGGUGACCGUUCGAGAGGUGGAGGCGGCAGUGAUUUUCAGAGAUCAGAUUCAUCCCCGGGUUCGCGGCCUAGCUCGGUUUUACCGGAUCUUCUGACUUCUUCGCCGGGUCAACGACAGGACAAGUCAACUAGCGAGGAGUAUCGACAAGCGGUGAAAUCACCUCCUCCGUUUGCGCUUCAACAGAAACAGCGAUCUUUUCUGACUUUUGGUUUUGGAGCCGGUCCAGCCAGGAGAGAGUCCCAUGUGAACGUUAACGUAACUCCCACCAGUCAUGAUUUAGCAUCUGACACACCAGAGAUACGUAAAUACAAGAAGCGGUUUAACAGCGAGAUCCUUUGCGCCGCGUUAUGGGGUGUAAAUCUAUUAAUUGGAACCGAGAACGGUUUAAUGUUAUUGGACAGAAGUGGACAGGGUAAGGUUUAUCAACUUAUCAGUAGAAGACGUUUUCAACAAAUGGAAGUCCUUGAGGGUCAAAAUAUUCUGGUUACGAUCAGCGGUAAGAAAAAUAGAGUCCGCGUUUAUUAUCUUUCUUGGUUGAAGAGCAAAAUUCUUCGGACGGAUGGUCACAGUGAUCAAGUCGAGCGACGUAACGGUUGGAUCAAUGUGGGUGAUCUGCAGGGCGCGGUGCACUUCAAAAUAGUGAAGUACGAAAGAAUAAAGUUUCUCGUAAUUGCGCUGAAAGAUUCCAUUGAAAUUUACGCUUGGGCACCGAAGCCAUACCACAAAUUUAUGGCUUUUAAGUCUUUUGGCGAGCUUGCGCACAGACCCUUGUUGGUUGAUCUUACAGUUGAGGAAAAUUCCAGAUUAAAGGUUAUUUAUGGUAGUGCUGACGGAUUUCACGCAGUCGAUCUGGAUUCUGCUACGGUUUAUGAUAUAUAUCUACCAAAACAUACUCAGGGUCCCAUUUGCCCGCACUGUAUAGUAGCAUUACCGAAUAGUAACGGUAUGCAGUUGCUACUCUGCUACGACAAUGAGGGCGUAUACGUAAAUACUUACGGCAGAGUAUCGAAGACGAUGGUACUUCAGUGGGGCGAAAUGCCUACAAGUGUUGCGUAUAUUGGUACGGGACAAAUCAUGGGUUGGGGUAACAAAGCGAUCGAGAUUAGGAGCGUAGAGAGCGGUCAUCUUGAUGGUGUUUUUAUGCACAAGAAGGCUCAACGACUCAAGUUCCUCUGUGAACGUAAUGAUAAGGUAUUCUUUUCAUCAGCGAAGGGUGGUAGUUCGUGCCAGAUUUAUUUCAUGACUCUAAACAAACCGGGCAUGGCUAACUGGUGAUCCCGAAUGAGGCCGAAUCUGGCCCCAAGAUUAUCCUCGCGAUUAUUCUCACUGCACAAUUCUCCACGUGUAUCGGGAUACACAGCGUCAGCACGCACCCUCGCUCGCCCUUCACUGCCAGGACCUAGCGCUUUGGAAAUGAGGAAGUGCGUACACCGUAUUCAACAUUCUUAUCAGCAUCAGCAACAAGUACGGCAUCAUCAAUGUCAACGUCAUCGUCAUAAUUAUUUACAUAAUUUUUCGUGUAAUUAUAAUCAUGACUAUGAAGAAGACGAAGAAUAUGAUAAGUUCCAACGAUGUGUUCAGUUGCCUCUACGAAGCACAUCGGGAACAUUGACGUUUGUGAAUCUGCUUGUCAAGAGAUUCCUUUGUUUUGUUACUUGCUCACCCUGCAGAUUACGCAGCGCGACCUAACAUGUGGUCGAAACGCAGAGCAAAUCCUCUCCCCCUCCUAUUCCACUUCAGAAAAUAAAAGGUAUAUCCAGAAGAUAAAUUACUUCUGAUAAAUCGUAUCAAUAUUAUUAUAUGUGUAUCUUUUUUAUAAUACAAAUUUAUCGCUUUAUUUACUAUAAGUCUGUACUCGUUUACAUUGGCAUGUAUACAUACCUUAAUUCUCAAGAAAUAUUAAUAAAAACGAGAUAAAGUGUGUUUUACCGUGUUUGAUCAAUAAUUAAUAAUUAAGAAUAUUUUAUACGGAACAUGAUUUAGAGUAACGUAGUAGGAGUAUGAACUUAAUUUGUGCUGAUCUUUCUAAAAAUUGUGAAAUAGUAGAAUAAGAAAUGGCGUUGUCAAAUCACCAACUUGCAUAGCCAACUGUGCCGUGCAAUUGUUUUCAAUGUAAGGAGACUCGUGCAAUAUCAACGCUGACUGGUCUAUACAAAAAGACCCUAAUUAUGUAAGAGACUCUUUACUUGAAUCUAGAAUAUCCAAUAUUUCAAUAAUCGAAUUACGAGUGUCGUGGAAAGAAUCGAAGAUCUCGAAGAUAAGAGAAAGAAAAAAAAGCGGAAGCUCGUAUAGUGCUCGAAUCGUGAUUCUUUUUUUGUCGAAGUUAAUUUCUUAGUGUAAAGUUCUGGUGUAGUUCUAAUUAAUGUUCCGAAUAAAAACGGACGACGCGUUACGACGGGCUAGCGUAUUGAAGAGAUGACAUCGUUACAACACGAUAUCAUGAUAAAUUUAGAAUUAAGUGAGAGUAAUUACUAACAUUAAUUAAUUCAUUGUAUAGUUAUAGCAGCUGAGGAUUCUUUCGGCUGACUCGUUAUGGAAAAGACAUAACGACAAUGAUGAUGACACACGAAAUGAAAAAACGCGCGAGUAAAUAUUCGACGGAUGUCGUCACAUUUUUAUAAAUAAUAGAUUAAUUGUAUUGUAGGAAUUUCGUGACGCACGAUGUCUGGACAUGAAUAUCUGACAGUUUCUUUUUCCACGAUGAGUUUUCAGAUUUUGAAAAAUUUUUUUUCAUUUUUAAUACAAUUCUUUUGUCAUGUUAUUUGUCGACGAACAAUACAUUGGCGAUACACAAGUCUUCAGCUUUUAUAAAGAAUUCAUAACUUAGCGAGACGACGUGCGCUAAAAGAGAGGAAGUAUCCUGUCCUUCCGUUUUCCUGCUCGUUCCUUGAUCGCGAAUCGUGAAUUUGUUACAUCUUUGAAGAAGCAUUAUUACGAUCUGAUUUCAUACAAUCUCAAAGAUACUCUUCUCUUUAGUUUGGAAAAAAAUCCUUAAUAAUAUAAUUACUGUAUUGCUAUUAACAUCAGAUUAUCUUCGCUAUUUUAAUUUCGGUGUUAUAAUAAAGAAGGCAAAUUUUCAAAUUACGUGAAAUAUUAUUUGUUCAUAUUGUCCAGCGGAAUUUUUGAACGUGAAUGCAAUCAGUAUACGUAAUGUUUACGCGGGGGUUUUAUUAAUAUCAGAUCGAGUAAUGUUAGAAAUUGUAACAAAAGUGUAAGUUUAAUUGACGUUAUUAAUGUAACACUGGAACAAGUGUGAUAAGAGUGUUAAGAUCAAGAGCCGAGAUUAUCCGAUCCAAAUAUUGUUAUUUCGACUACGAGGAGUGUUCGGGCGAGAAUGAUUGUGUGCGUGUUUGCUUGUAUACGAGAGUAUUGCGCAUAUUGCGAUAAGCAAAUUUGUUUUAACAAUGUCUUUUUUUCGUCUAGCGCAGUUAAUAUAUUCUUGCUCAUUAACACUCCGUUUCUAAACGAGUGACAUGGUUUACUUGAUGCUACAAUGUUUUGAAGUAUUCUAUUAAUUAGUAAACGUCUUUAUUUCGAUUAGUUAAUUAAAUGCUUUGCGAUAUUUGUAAGAUUAGGUGGAUCGCAGUUUAAAGCAACUGAUCACGUCAUUGAUGAUUGGAACCUACAUCUUUUGAAGGAUUUGUUUCAUUAACCAUGAUUAUAACAACCGACAGUCAAAUUAAUAUGGUCAAUAGAUGAUAUAAAUGUCCUGUCAUUCUUAAUGUUAAAAUAUUCACAUCCAUUCUGACUGACUGUCAAUUGGUCUAAUCAGGGUGAAACUGAUUCUAAGAAAAAUAUAAUGCAAUAUGAUACCCUUACGUUACGUGACUUGCAAUACAAUCGGGCAAAGCACAUAGUGAUUUCAACAAUCCCAUCGAAUCUAUGAAACACAUAUAACUGCUAUGUUACGUAUGUAAAUUAGUGAUUUUACAUCUAUUUUAUAUAGUAGUUAUAUUUGUGGUUUGGGGAAUUAUCACAUGAGACAUUUGUAUAUUCAUUUAUUUGUAAAUAAAUGAAUAAAUGUGGUGUGUGUGUGUGUGUGUGUGCGUGCGUGCGUGCGUGCGUGCGUGCGUGCGUGCGUGCGUGCGUGCGUGCGUGCGUGCGUGCGUGCGUGCGUGCGUGCGUGCGUGCGUGCGUGCGCGCGCGCCCGCCCGCCCUACACGAUACAUAUAAAGUGAGAUAAUUUUAACUUAGAUUGACUCGAAAUCCUGUCAAAGCAAGUCUUGUGAAAGUUCUGUCAGUUGCAGCUUACACUGUGGUAAUCUCUGUCGUGACGAAACAUUUUUUAUACCAUUAACGAAAAGGACAACUCUGUAUAAUGUCAUGGAAGACUGUUUUUUAAAUGGAAUAAGCUUUUUAUCGCGCGAGGACAAUGAACGAGUGGCCCACGGAAGGAAAGAGAGAGAGAGAGGAGGCGUAUUUUGGGCAAAUACUUUUGAACGAUUAUACAUUUUAUGGAUUGGCAGGUAUUCGAAUAUAACAUUAUGAUGGUAAUAUAAAUUACUUUAAACUAGAUCUGCGAGAACCAAUUUUGUACGGAAAAACUUUUCCCUUUUCUUUAUUCGACUCCAUUUUUUAAUCUUAAAUUUCUACGGUGUUCGCUACCUUUUUCUUACGUAUUGUCUCCCAAAGAUGGUAGUAAUUUUUUUUACAAUAUAGUAAUAAUAAUAAUUAUCACCACAAUUUAUUGAUUGUAUUAUUACGAUUUCUACUGUUAGAAUAUUGAAAGAGGAGAAAUGUCACGUUAGAUACGAUGUACUAUGAUUACGACGCAAUUAUUAUUUUUAUUACUAUUCACAAUAUUACUAAGGCCAAAUAUAUGGACAUUCAUAAUUUCA
Messenger RNA from Monomorium pharaonis (pharaoh ant), 8173 nucleotides. It is a transcript of the gene msn, whose product is annotated as traf2 and NCK-interacting protein kinase. The record is from RefSeq and is a predicted model, not a curated record. The transcript has 21 exons. Gene Ontology annotation, biological process: protein phosphorylation. Gene Ontology annotation, molecular function: protein kinase activity; ATP binding. The coding region runs from base 678 to 4610 and encodes 1310 amino acids. Lineage: Eukaryota; Metazoa; Arthropoda; Insecta; Hymenoptera; Formicidae.